UGGAUAGCGUUACGAAUUUUGUUGGUCCGCAGGUUGACGUGGUUCAGCCUUCAGCGUCGUAAGCAAGAAUUUCAAAGCUUACAUUUGUUUUGGUGCGAUUAGUCCGAGAGCAAAAGCACAAUAAAAGAUGAUCAUAAGAAUUUUCUCAUAAGUUUCUGACCUAAGCAGAUAAUUUUAGAGUAAAUUAUAUACAAUGGCUGCAAAUGUCCCACUUCUGGAGAGUGAUGAUGUCUUAGAAUUUGGUGAAGAGGAUGAGCCCAAAGGACGCUUCAAACAUCCCAUGGUGGUGCUGUUCCAUGUAGGCUUCCGCAGUGCCGCUCUGGUUGUGUAUAUGCUGUGUGGCUGGUUUGAUGUCAGCUUCAUAGGAAGUUUUGUCACCACCAUUCUGCUGCUCUCCAUAGAUUUUUGGACUGUCAAGAAUAUUACAGGUCGCAUUCUGGUUGGCCUGAGAUGGUGGAAUUUUAUUGAUGAGAAGGGACAAAGUCAUUGGGUUUUUGAGGCCCGCAAGAGCGGUUCGCAGGGACGCGUGUCCAGUACAGAAGCCAGAAUAUUUUGGACGGCGCUGGUGGUGUUCCCGGUGCUGUGGGGGGUCAUGCUCUUAGUGGCUGUCGUCACUCUCAAGAUCCGCUGGUUUGUGCUGGACUGCAUCGCGCUCUCGCUGAACUGCAGCAACUUGUGGGGCUUCGUGAGGUGCAAGGCGGGCGGCAGCGAGACCUCCGUCACCGACUCCGUCAAGAACAUGGCGUCCAGUCUCAUGCGGCAGCAGAUGCUGGCUAAUAUGGCCUCGAUGUUCACCCGUUCUCCGCCGAAUGCAGGAGGCUCAAACUCGAACGUCUGAGGCGAAGACUUGAUAAAUCUAAGCUUUGUUGUUCAAGUGCUGCACAAGCAGCUGUUGCUUAUGCAGGUGAAUCGAAAAUACGUUGUGGUUCCUCUCUUUUCUAUGAAAGUUUACCUAUAACUAUUGUUCCUUUCAUAUUUUUCAUGUUUAAAAGUGAAGUUUAUCGUUUAUAAGUACGCAGUCUUAUUUUUAUAUUAUUUGUUGCUUUGCAUAAUUAUGAAAACUAGGAUAAAGUGAGUUAUUUUUAUUAUUUCUAAUAUUCCCUGAGUGAACUUUAUUCCCCCAUUCAUUUAUUAGAUAUUAACUUCACUGAAACGCACCUCAGUUGAUUGUGAACUCGGAAAUUAAUGCUAACACAUCAUUAGGGUAUUUAAAAGUUACAAAGAAUCUACUGAAAUUAGACUAAACAAGAGCAAGACGAGCGAAUCAAAAUGAUCGAUAGCUUUUCAUGCGCGAAAUUUAUGUUGAUGCUUACUUGCAAUUUUUUCAUCUUAAACUGUGGUAACCUUGUUUCUGAUUUGGUUCUGUUCGUGGUCAUGCAAAUUUGCACCUUUAUUUAGUAUUGGAGACUAGGGGGACUAAUUAGUAACAAGGCUAGUGCAAGUAACCAGAAUUUUUUUACACUAACAUGUGUAAGUUUGACACAGUGGCGUUCCUUUCGUCUGGGACGGAGGACUUGAUAAAUCAUACAUCGUAUUUCUUCUGCAAUAUGCUCCUUACACACAUAAUCGAUUUAUUUUCAAAUUCAGAUCGAUUUGGUUCGCAUUAAACUUAAUUUUCCAAACCAGCUUUCUUAUAGAAAACUUGCAGCACAAUAAAAUUUCGAGGAAUAUUAUUGUGAAUAGCACCCUGCCUUUAAUAUUUCUGCCCUUAUUUUUGACAGAUACCAGAUGUGCUUAAAUGUAUGCUGUGUUUAUAUUCUUUACCGAUGCACGUCAACCUCGUAUUUAUUUUGUCUAUUUGGGAAUAAAGUUGAAGUUGGGAAUAAAUUGUAGCCAUCGAUUCAAACAUGCAUGCAUUGAGAGGGAUCAUUGCGCAUUGGUUGCCAUCUCGUGUUCGUUGAGAGAGUCCGGUUUUAAAUCGUUUUACUUAAUAUCACUGCACAUUUUUAUUCCUAAUAAUGUAUCGGCUUUGCUUGUGAAGGUUCGUGCGAUUAAAGUAAUUAAACUUUCAUCGCAACGCACGACAACUUGUGACGUGAAUCACGAGUCGUAUUUUGUGGUUGCAUUUUAUCUGAUUUAAAUACAAAAAAUUGAAAUACUUCAAAUGUAUUUCGAAUAAGAGGAAAAGAAUGACCCUGAUAAAUAGUUUCCUCUGAUUGAAAGUUAUAGUAUCUUGAAUCUAAAUCGAAAUUUCCAAGUAUUUAUUGAAAUAAAAGUUUUGAGAAA
Molecule: messenger RNA, 2226 nt
Organism: Hyalella azteca
Lineage: Eukaryota; Metazoa; Arthropoda; Malacostraca; Amphipoda; Hyalellidae
Exons: 7
Coding region: 194-838 (214 amino acids)
Biological process (GO): vesicle-mediated transport; protein secretion
Cellular component (GO): Golgi membrane
Source: RefSeq, a predicted model, not a curated record